GUUGGCGACGAAGAAGAAGAAGAGGACGCGGAGAUGAUGAUGAUGAUUUAACAGUGAUUCACAGCGCUUUGACAGUGACUCACACGGACCUAACGAACCUUCCUUUUUUUAAAGCAUGGGGCCGACAGGUGAGGUGGUGUUUGGCAGCCCGGUGCCGGUCUGCUCUGAAAACCAGCUUCGCUGGGACCUGAGCCCCAAACAGAUCCAGCAGCUCUGUGAUGAGCUCAUCGCCAACACCAAGAAGGUGUAUGACUGUGUGGGAGCGCUGGAUCUGGACAGCGUCACCUUCGAGAACACGCUGAAGGCCCUGGCUGAUGUAGAGGUCAAGUACACUGUCCAGAGAAACAUGCUGGACUUCCCGCAGCACGUGUCUCCCUGUAAGGAGGUCCGAGCAGCUAGCACUGAGGCUGACAAACAUCUGUCAGAUUUUGAUGUGGAGAUGAGCAUGAGGGAGGAUGUCUACCAGAGGAUCAUGGCCCUGGAGAAGAAGAUUGACUGUGAGAGCCUCACUGCAGAGUCGAAGCGUUACAUGGAGCGACUGAUCAAACUGGGGAAGAGGAACGGCCUCCACCUGCCAAAAGAGACGCAAGAGGAGAUCAAAACCAUCAAGAAACAGCUGAGCAACCUGUGCAUCGAUUUCAGCAAGAACCUGAACGAGGACACCACCAGUCUGUCCUUCACCAGAGACGAGCUGGGCGGCCUCCCCGAGGACUUCCUGAGCUCGCUGGAGAAGGAUGGAGAGAAGCUGAAGGUCACUCUGAAAUAUCCUCAUUACUUCCCCACCAUGAAGAAAUGCUUUGUACCAGAAACCCGCAGGCAGCUGGAGGAGGCCUUCAACUCCCGCUGCAAAGAGGAGAACUCGGUGAUUCUGAAGAAGCUGGUGGAGCUCCGGGCUCAGAAGUGCUCGUUACUCGGGUUCAGCACACACGCUGACUUCAUCCUGGAGAUGAACAUGGCCAAGUCUGGAAAGAAGGUGGCUGGCUUCCUGGAGGAGCUGGCUCGUAAGCUGAAGACCCUGGGUGAUGAAGAGCGGGCAGUCAUCCUCAAACUGAAGGAGGAGGAGUGUCAGAAGAGAGGACUGCCUUUCAACGGAGAGCUGCAUGCCUGGGACACCCGCUAUUUCAUGACCCAGGUGGAGGAGACUCAGUACGCAGUGGAUCAGAACCUGCUCAAGGAGUAUUUUCCCAUGGAGGUGGUGACUCAGGGUCUGUUGGACAUCUACCAGGAGUUGCUCAGCCUGACCUUCGAGCUGGUGGACAGAGCUUCCGUCUGGCACCCUGAUGUCACUCUGUACUGUGUGAAGGACCGCAGCACUGGUCAGGUGGUCGGCCAGUUCUACUUGGACCUCUACCCCAGAGAGGGAAAGUACGGUCACGCCGCCUGCUUUGGCCUGCAGCCCGGCUGUCUGCUGUCCGACGGCACACGGCAGAUGUCAGUGGCCGCCAUGGUGGCUAACUUCAGCAAGCCAACAGCUGAAGCUCCGUCACUCCUGCAGCAUGACGAGGUGGAGACAUACUUCCAUGAGUUUGGCCACGUCAUGCAUCAACUCUGCGCUGAGGCGGACUACGCCAUGUUCAGCGGGACUCAUGUGGAGCGUGACUUUGUGGAGGCCCCGUCUCAGAUGUUGGAGAACUGGGUUUGGGAGAAGGAGCCUCUGCAGAGGAUGUCCAGACACUACAAGACAGGAAACCCCAUCCCUGACGAGCUGCUCGACAAACUCAUCAAGUCCCGCAUCGCCAACACUGGUCUGUUUAACCUGAGGCAGAUCGUCCUAGCCAAAGUGGAUCAGGCUCUUCACACCAGGAACGGACUUGACCCUGCAGAGGAGUAUGGACGGCUCUGUCAGGACAUCCUGGGAAUCCCUGCUUCACCAGGAACCAACAUGCCGGCGACCUUUGGACACCUGGCUGGGGGUUAUGAUGCUCAGUACUAUGGUUACCUGUGGAGCGAGGUGUUCUCCAUGGACAUGUUCUAUGCUCGCUUCAAACUGGACGGAAUCAUGAACCCAAAGGUGGGUCUGGACUAUAGGAAAUGCAUCCUGCGGCCCGGUGGCUCUGAGGAUGCCUCUGAGAUGCUGUGGAAGUUUCUUGGGCGGGAACCCAAACAGGAAGCAAUCCUGCUGAGCAAAGGACUGACAGUGGACCUGGAAGCUGGCACGCCGUGUCCCUGCUGACCAAUCACCGCAGCCAGCUCUGCCCCGAGCAGCGAUCCACAAAGAACAAUGGACUGACUGAUUUCUAGAAAAAUUGUAAAAUGUUAUCUGAUAUGGAAAACAAUACCCAUAAAUAAAAUGAUUUGAGGUGA
Molecule: messenger RNA, 2304 nt
Organism: Monopterus albus (swamp eel)
Lineage: Eukaryota; Metazoa; Chordata; Actinopteri; Synbranchiformes; Synbranchidae
Gene: thop1
Product: thimet oligopeptidase 1
Exons: 14
Coding region: 116-2173 (685 amino acids)
Biological process (GO): proteolysis; peptide metabolic process
Cellular component (GO): mitochondrial intermembrane space
Molecular function (GO): metalloendopeptidase activity
Source: RefSeq, a predicted model, not a curated record